This is a messenger RNA of Fomitiporia mediterranea MF3/22, 573 nucleotides long. RefSeq lists its product as uncharacterized. NCBI's taxonomy places the organism in Eukaryota, Fungi, Basidiomycota, Agaricomycetes, Hymenochaetales, Hymenochaetaceae. The transcript has 3 exons. Gene Ontology annotation, biological process: intra-Golgi vesicle-mediated transport. The record is from RefSeq and is a predicted model, not a curated record. Bases 60 to 377 code for a protein of 105 amino acids.
CGAGUAGCAAUUAAUUUUCAGACAGACACCGAUACGUACACAGCAAGUGCAGAUGAAUCAUGGCCUCCUCACGCGACGCUGACCAGAUCGAGACUCAGAAUGACCAGCGUCUCGAUGAGCUCACGUCAAAGAUACGCACUUUACGUGGUGUGACUUCGGAUAUCCACGAAGAUGUCGAGCGGCAGCAUCUUACCUUGGACGAGACUUCAAACACAUUUACGUCCUUCGGAUCCUCUCUCGCCCAGUCCUCUCAGCGCGCAGCGCGCGCAUUCGGUCUUUCAGGUGGCGUACGGACGUGGCGCAACAUCCUCACUUGUGUAGGCGUUAUUGUCGGUUUAUGGGUCGCGUGGCGGAUCUUCACUUGGUGGACGAGCUGAACACUAAUCUCCAUAUUGCAUUCUACGUCGGGUUCUCAGGUCGUUAGUUUGAUGGUGGUGCUUCUAUGACUAUGAUGUUAUUACAGUAUUGACUAUUCCUCGGUUGAGUGCCACUUAUUCUUUGUUUCAUGUACCUAUUUACCCUGCAUGCUUCAUUCCUGUAUAUGAUAGACUAUAUCGGACUUUUCUACACAUG